Messenger RNA from Rangifer tarandus platyrhynchus (Svalbard reindeer), 2403 nucleotides. Lineage: Eukaryota; Metazoa; Chordata; Mammalia; Artiodactyla; Cervidae. The record is from the annotation of a GenBank genome assembly.
AUGUCGUCUCUCGGUACCUCCUUUGUGCAAAUUAAAUUUGAUGACUUGCAGUUUUUUGAAAACUGCGGUGGAGGGAGUUUUGGGAGUGUCUAUCGAGCCAAAUGGAUAUCACAGGACAAGGAGGUGGCUGUAAAGAAGCUACUCAAGAUAGAGAAAGAGGCAGAAAUACUCAGCGUCCUCAGUCACAGAAACAUCAUCCAGUUUUAUGGAGUAAUUCUCGAACCUCCCAACUAUGGUAUUGUCACAGAAUACGCUUCUCUGGGAUCACUCUAUGAUUACAUUAACAGUAACAGAAGUGAAGAAAUGGACAUGGAUCACAUUAUGACCUGGGCCACCGAUGUAGCCAAAGGAAUGCACUAUUUACAUAUGGAGGCUCCUGUCAAAGUGAUUCACAGAGAUCUCAAGUCAAGAAAUGUUGUUAUAGCAGCUGAUGGGGUGUUGAAGAUCUGCGAUUUUGGUGCCUCACGGUUCCACAACCAUACAACACAUAUGUCCUUGGUUGGAACUUUCCCGUGGAUGGCUCCUGAAGUUAUCCAAAGUCUCCCUGUGUCUGAAACUUGUGACACAUAUUCCUAUGGUGUGGUUCUCUGGGAGAUGCUAACAAGGGAGGUCCCCUUUAAAGGUUUGGAAGGAUUACAAGUAGCUUGGCUUGUAGUGGAAAAAAACGAGAGAUUAACCAUUCCAAGCAGUUGCCCCAGGAGUUUUGCUGAACUGUUACAUCAGUGUUGGGAAGCUGAUGCCAAGAAACGGCCUUCUUUCAAGCAAAUCAUUUCAAUCCUGGAGUCCAUGUCACUCGAUUCGAAGCUUUCUGACCAGUGUAACUCAUUCCUGCACAACAAAGCAGAAUGGAGGUGUGAAAUUGAAGCAACUCUUGAGAGACUGAAGAAACUAGAACGUGACCUCAGCUUUAAAGAGCAGGAGCUCAAAGAACGAGAAAGACGGCUAAAGAUGUGGGAGCAAAAGCUGACAGAGCAGUCCAACACCCCGCUGCUGCCUUCCUUUGAGAUUGGUGCUUGGACAGAAGAUGAUGUGUAUUUUUGGGUUCAGCAGCUCGUCAGAAAAGGCGACUCUUCAGCAGAGAUGAGUGUGUAUGCAAGCUUGUUUAAGGAAAACAACAUUACUGGAAAGCGACUGCUUCUUCUCGAGGAAGAAGACUUGAAAGACAUGGGCAUCAUCUCCAAGGGGCACAUCAUCCAUUUAAAGUCAGCCAUUGAGAAAUUAACCCACGAUUACCUAAAUUUGUUUCACUUCCCACCACUGAUUAAGGGCUCAGCAGGUGAACCAGAAGAAAAUGAGGAAAAAAUAGUGAAUCUUGAACUUGUUUUUGGUUUUCACUUGAAACCAGGGACUGGCCUACAGGACUGUAAGUGGAAAAUGUAUAUGGAGAUGGAUGGGGAUGAAAUUGCAAUAACCUACAUCAAAGAUGUGACAUUCAACACUAACCUACCUGAUGCAGAGAUUUUAAAGAUGACAAAGCCCCCGUUUGUAAUGGAGAAGUGGAUUGUAGGAAUAAUGGAAAAUCAGACUGUAGAAUGCACUGUCACAUAUGAGACUGAUGUUAGAACUCCAAAAAGCACUAAACACAUCCAUUCGAUUCAGUGGAGUAGAACGAAACCUCAGGAUGAAGUGAAGGCCGUCCAGCUUGCCAUUCAGACGUUAUUCCCCAACUCAGAGGGCACCCCUGGAAGCAGGUCUGACUCAAGCGCUGAUUGCCAGUGGCUGGAUACUCUGAGGAUGCGGCAGAUUGCAUCCAACACUUCCCUACAGCGCUCCCAGAGCAACCCCAUCCUGGGGUCCCAAUUCUUCCCCUAUUUCAGUGACCAGGACUCCUAUGCAGCUGCGGUGAGGCGGACCCAGGGGCCCAUGAAGUAUCAACAGAUUACACCUAUAAACCAGUCCAGAAGCUCCUCUCCUACUCAGUACGGACUGACCAAAAACUUCUCUUCUCUGCAUCUUAACUCCAGGGAUAGUGGCUUUUCCAGUGUUAAUACUGACAGCUCUUUAGAGAGGGGGCGAUACUCUGGUAGAAGCAGGAACAAAUAUGAUCGAGUUAGCCACUCACUCAAUUCUUCUCCGAGAGGAAGACACAGUGGGAAAAGUCAGCAUUCCACUCCUUCAAGAGAAAGAUAUUCUGGAAAAUUCUACAGGGUUUCUCAGUCAGCGUUCAAUGCUCACCAGUCACCUGACUUCAAGAGAAGCCCAGAUGCCUCCCAUCAACCCAGGACCAUCCCAGGGAUGCCUUUGUGCACUGUCACGGACUCACGAGCCAGUGAGGAGGAGAGCAGAGUCAGCGAAGGGGGAUGGACAAAGGUGGAAUACCGCAAGAAACCCCACAGGCCCUCCCCUGCCAAGACCAACAGAGAAAGGCCCAGAGCAAACUUCCGAGGAAGGAGAAACUUUUGA